UCGUCAAUACCCCAACAUUUCAUUUUCUUGUUUCAAACUACUUGAAUCUAGAUUUACCUCCUCGCCAAAAACAGAAGUUGUUCUUGGCCAGAUAUGGCCUAUGCUGUUGUUGAUUCACUCGCCCAAACAAUACAUCGACUCCUUAGUCAAGAUGAACCGUAUCCUAUUUCUGAUGAUGGGAAGCAAGCGAUCGAAUCGCUUAGCCAAAAAAUAGCUCUCCUCCGAGGCUUCCUCGAGGGCUCUAAAGAGGAAGAAGCCAUGAGCUUGGAAACUCGAAUCAGGGAUGCCGCAAAUCGAGCUGAAGAUGUCAUGGAGCACUUGAUGUACGAGCAUCUCAUGAGAUCCAAGGCAGUUGUUGAAUGCACAGAUAUUAUUCUGUAUGAUUUAGGUGAGCUGAAAAAUGCGAUGAAGGAGAUCAACUCCAUUGCUCAAGAGGUGGAAAUAGUGCAGCAAGGUGACCGUCCAGCAGCGCAGUCCACAUCAUUCCAGAGUCCCACACCCGUUAUAGAUACUGUGACGGUUGGUCUGGAGGAGCAUAUCAAGAAAAUAAGAGGUCUGCUCUGCAGAGGAACACUUGCACGCCAGAUCAUCCCAAUCACGGGGAUGGGCGGUAUUGGGAAGACUACUCUUGCCAGAGCUGUUUAUCACGAUGAUGAAAUUUCCAACAAAUUUCCGAUUCGUGCCUGGAUUAAUGUGUCACAGGAUUAUAAAGCCGAAAAUAUUUUUGGAGAGCUCCUAUAUUCCCUGGAGAAACAAGUCGAACAAGGAUUUGUCAACGUUGGUGACACAGUGGAAGACAAAUUACACAGAAUCUUGACGUUGAAGAAGUACUUGAUAGUGUUGGAUGAUCUAUGGAGUGCAAAGGCUUGGCUAGACAUAACGAAGGGAUUUGGAGACCCAAACAAGCGUGAUGGGAGUCGGAUUAUCAUAACCACAAGGAUUGAGGAAGUGGUUAAUUCUACCCACCGUCGCCAUGCCAUGUAUUCUUACACUCUGCCUCUCUUGUUAGACCAUCAAAGUUGGUGUCUGCUCAAGCAAAAGGUGUUUCCUUGUCACAAAGAAUGUCCAUCGGAGUUGGAGAAGAUUGGAAAGGAUAUUGCAAAAGGUUGUAAGGGGCUUCCCCUUGCAAUUGUUGUAGUUGCAGCUAAAUUGUCUCAAAGAAACCAGACUAAAUCCUCAUGGAAAGAAGUUGCUCAAAACAUACGUUCAUUUAUCGUGGAAGAUGCAGAGUUCCAGAAGAGAAUGUUAUUGAGCUAUAUUCACUUGCCUCGUUAUUUGAGGCCUUGUUUCUUGUACAUGUGUGGCUUCCCUGAAGCUUACGAAAUUCGAGUCUCCAUGCUUAUCAAGUUAUGGAUGGCUGAAGGAUUUGUGGAAGAUCAAGUGGAGGCUGAAAAAGAUUUGAUUGAGCUUGAGAGGCAAAACCUGAUUUUCGUUAAGGCCAUCAAGUCCAAUGGCAAAAUCAAAAGUUACACUGUCCAUGGUUUGCUACGUGACUUGUGCAAUAUUCAGGCGAUAGAUGAGAAUUAUGAGCGGCGACUCAGUAAUUCUCAUCUUGAUCUGAGGGAGGUUGCAAGAGCGUAUGCCUCAACGCUGCGUUCUGUUAUAAGCUUCCGACCUAAUCAAAGCUCAUUACGCGGUCUGCGCAAGUUCAAAUUGCUGAGGGUGUUGGAUGUGGUGGAUACGGAUGCCUACCCACUCCCUGCUUCAGUGUUCGACCUCUUUCACUUGAGGUACCUCGCUUUCGGAUGUCCAAUGGAGGUUCCAUCAGCCAUAUCAAAACUUCAUAAUCUCCGAUCUUUGAUUAUUCGUCCGAGCAAGAGAUUGAGGCGCUUCUCAAUGGAUGAGGUAUAUCUACCGUUGGAGAUCUGGAUGUUGCCACUUUUGACUCAUCUUGUAUCCUUUUUCGAUCUCUUGCCAGAUCCAGAAGAAGCAGCUUCUUCUUCUACUCCGAAGAAGCUGAUCUCUCUUUCUGUGGUGAAGAAGCUGAUAUGUACAGAAGAGAUGAUGAAAAUGAUUUGCAAUGUGCAAAAGCUAGCAAUCACUUAUUUUGGAGACAUAUAUCAAGAAGACUAUCAGCUCCACAAUCUCGUUCUUAUGUCUCAACUUGAGAAGCUGGCACUAGUUGUGAAGAAAGAUUCUCAUUUUCAUCUAAAAGCUAAGCCUGUUUUUCCAAAGACACUGAAAAAGUUAAAGUUGAGUGGUUGGCGAUUUCCAUGGGAAGAUAUGAAGGCUAUUGCAGCUUUGCCCCAUCUUCAAGUGCUCAAAUUGAAAGAUCAUGCAUUUGAAGGCCAUACAUGGGACACUUUUGAAGAGAGUGAUGAGGAGGAUGGAGAAGAACGUUUUGUUAGUCUGGAAUAUUUGCUAAUUGAGGAAUGUGAUUUAAAAAAUUGGUUUACUGACAAACACCAGUUCCUAUCACUGGAGCGCCUAGUGCUCAAACGUUGUGCUGAACUAGAUGAGAUUCCAAAUGAUAUUGGGCACAUAUUAACACUUCAAAUGAUUGAGAUCGAUGGUGCAAACCCGUCUCUUCUCGAGUGUGUCCAAGAGAUCCAGAAGGAACAGAUGGAAGAGCAUGGUCGAGUCCUUAACGUUCGACUGCUGUAAGGGGUAUUAGCAAGAACUGAUUAGAUGAGUUGGAUUUGAUGAUAUUCCACAUUCCCACCCAUGGAUUUCAAAAAGACCAGGUUGCAAGGCUUCUGGGAAUUUGUUUUGAAUCCCUGCAUGUUGUUUCUUUAUUUGUAUCCAUGUGACCAUGUAUUUAUUUACUAAACUUAUCUGUUUUGAA
Messenger RNA from Salvia hispanica, 2785 nucleotides. Its product is annotated as putative late blight resistance protein homolog R1B-14. NCBI's taxonomy places the organism in Eukaryota, Viridiplantae, Streptophyta, Magnoliopsida, Lamiales, Lamiaceae. The record is from RefSeq and is a predicted model, not a curated record. Gene Ontology annotation, molecular function: ADP binding. Gene Ontology annotation, biological process: defense response to other organism.